Molecule: messenger RNA, 1686 nt
Organism: Aegilops tauschii subsp. strangulata
Lineage: Eukaryota; Viridiplantae; Streptophyta; Magnoliopsida; Poales; Poaceae
Source: RefSeq, a predicted model, not a curated record
AUGCGCACACAGUUCCUCAAGUCCAUCACAAAAGGGCCUCGUUUGGAAUUUCCCAAUUUUGAUGGCAAUAACCCUGGGGGCUGGAUUCGCCAAAGUGAGAAGUUCUUUCAAAUGGCAGGCACACUAGCUGAAUACAAGGUGAACAUGGCUCGAAUGCACAUCAUUGGCAAGGCUGAUAUCUGGUUAAGACGAUCUGGCCUGCUAAAGAAAAAACCCAGCUGGGAACAAUUCUGCACUGAGCUACUUCACCGGUUUUCUACAUCAAGCUCUUAUGAUCUCACUGACAAAUUCAAUUCUCUGCAACAGAAUUCCUCUACGGUUGCUGAAUAUACAGAACAGUUUGAAGAACUGAUGGCAGAUGUCCAGCAAGAAAAUCCAUAUAUCUCUGAAAGCUGGUUUGUUAAAUGCUUUGUCAAUGGGUUGAGAUCACAGCUCAAAUACCAGAUCAGACCUCUCAGACCUGCCACACUAACUGAUGCUUAUUGGUUGGCCAUUGACAUAAAAAAAGGAGCCCCUCAAAAGAAACAAUUCCAACAGUUUUCUUCUUAUUCAAAACCAACCACUGGCUUUCCCAAACAAGCAGUAACUCCUAGUGAGAAACCUACUGAAUUCAAAGCACCAGUAGUGACCCAAAGAGCUAGAGAACAAGGAAAAUGCUGGAGAUGUGGAGAUCACUGGGUACAUGGCCACAAGUGUAAGCAACAACCAGUGUUAAAUGUUCUUACUGGAGAACAGCCACAGGAAAAUCCUACAGAACAGGAGGAAUUAGAAGAAAUGGAUCAGGAAGAACAACCACAAGGAGAAGAACAAUGCAUGAGAAUCUCCUUACAAGCAAUGCAGUAUGAUACUGUCAAUACCAUGUCCAUAAUGAUUUCUGUAGGGGGCAAAAUGGCGAGGGCACUGAUUGAUUCAGGAAGCAACUCCACAUUCAUGAAUUUACACUUUGCUCUUCAGACAUCCUGCAGAAUCUUGAAGGACUCGACUAGAGCAGUUACUGUAGCAGGAGGAGGAAACCUGUGGUCUGGAUCGUAUAUACCAACCACAACCUUCACUGUUGGUAACACUGAAUUUCAGCAACAAUUCAGAAUUCUGGAGUUACCUGGGCAUGAUGUAGUGCUGGGAUCUGACUGGAUGGCCCAGCACAGUCCUGUCUCCUUCUCUUAUGACCCUAGGCAACUUACUGUGCAACAUCAGGGUCAAACUCCUGUCACAAUUCCAGCUUGUGACACUCUCCAGGCUACUGAUGAGAUUGAUGCAUUAGAACUUAAUAGAAAGCUGCUUAGUGGUGCUCCUGCUUUUGCAAUUCAACUAGCAGAAGAUAUCACACUGCAGCCCAGCAAGCAGCAUGCUACACCACCUGAAAUUCAGGAAAUUCUGACAUACUGUCUAGAAGUGUUUCAAGAACCCACUGGUUUACCACCUGUAAGAGACUUGGAUCAUGAAAUUCCCCUCAAGCCCAACUCUACUCCACCAAAUUCAAGACCUUACAGACUGCCACACAUGCAGAGGAAUGAAAUGGAGAAACAAGUUCACCAGUUACUUCAGUCAAAGAUCAUUAGGGAAAGCCAAAGCCCUUACUCCUCUCCUGCUAUCCUAGUUAUGAAAAAGAUGGAUCAUGGAGACUUUGCAUUGAUUAUAAGAAACUCAAUGCAGCCACAAUCAAAAACAAGUUCCCUAUACCUGUGA